Molecule: messenger RNA, 477 nt
Organism: Durusdinium trenchii
Lineage: Eukaryota; Dinophyceae; Suessiales; Symbiodiniaceae
Source: the annotation of a GenBank genome assembly
AUGGAAUUCUGGUAUGAGAAGUUGAAGACUUGCAUGAGUUGGAUGGUGAACUUGCUGCUUACUGCUCUUAUUGUUCUUGACGUCUUGGAUGAAGUUCAGGAACAUGUGACUGCGGAGACGCGAGAACAGAUCUCUGCAAUUCAGGCCAAGGGAGCAAAGAUGGCUUUCAUGGUCUUGCCUGAUGCGGUGCAGAGGACUUACACAGAGGUGGCCAUCACCGAGCUCGCAGCCUUCGUACACUGGCGGAAAUCGCAGGUGGCCCUCCAGGAGAAAGGCGAGAUCCCUCCAGCCACGGAGUUCGAGGGUGGCUGGGAUUUGCUGAACAUCGAGGAGAAGAGCGAAUGGCUGCCAGAGAAUCCCCAAGCCUUCCUGGCGGCAGAUGCGCAGUGGGUGGCGUUGCUCGCUGAGCAUCCGCUGCGAGAGCCAGGCGAGGACCCGUACCAAUCAAAGGAGAAGCCAGCAAGAGUGCUCCCGUGA